UAUUUGAUAAAUAGCAUUUCAUAGAGUAGGCAUUCAAAUUUUCCCCGACAUUUUCUCAACACUUUGAAAUUAGUAAAUUAAUUAUAUUAUUAAUUUUUAAUAUACCACCGGUUUGUUGAUGACUCAAUCACAUGCAUCGCAAAGCAGCACUGCCUCCGCAGAAGCAUUCCUUUGCACCCUCAACAGUCUGCAUCCAUCCCUUCAAUUCACCAUGGAACUAGAGGGCGAUGGUAUAUUACCUUACUUGGGCACGACACUUAUAAAUAAGAACGGUCGGUUUGAAACGAAAGUCUAUAUCAAGCCAACGAACACCGGCCUUAUGCUCCAAUAUGAUAGUCAUGUAGACGUGAAGUAUAAGAAAUCGCUCGUCCUGACCAUGCUCAAUCGUGUCUUCCGUUUAUCAUCGUCAUGGAAGUUCUUCACCGAAGAAUGCGAACGCCUAAAGAAAACCUUCACUCGUCUGCGGUAUCCUAUAUCCUUGCUUGAAAACAUCAUAACGAAGUUCAUUGCCCAGCAAUGCGAAAGCGACGAUCGUCUCGCCGACGAAAGAAUCACCAAACCAGAUGUUGUGCGUAUUAUACUGCCGUUUAAAGACCAGAAAUCGGCAGACUCGGUGAGACGGCAACUUCGUAAUCUCGGCCAGACCAUCGGAAAACAAAUACAGCCAGUCUACACAAGCAGGAAGAUCGCCGCAGAUUUUCCAGCUGCAGAAACGAAGCCGCCUCUUGUGAAUCAGCAAUGCGUUGUUUAUCACUUUAAAUGUGAUCUGUGCGACGCAGAUUAUGUCGGUUACACUUGCCGACACUUACACCAACGCAUUGAUGAACACAAGUCGUCAGUUAUCGGAGAACAUGUGACAGAACAGCACGGCAAGGACACAAAGAACAUCGAGAAAAGCUUCAAAGUGUUAAGAAAAUGUCGGGGAAAUUUGAAUGCCUACUCUAUGAAAUGCUAUUUAUCAAAGAGCUUAAGCCUAGUCUGA
Dendronephthya gigantea is the source of this 982-nucleotide messenger RNA. RefSeq lists its product as uncharacterized. The transcript has a single exon. Bases 119 to 982 code for a protein of 287 amino acids. The record is from RefSeq and is a predicted model, not a curated record. Lineage: Eukaryota; Metazoa; Cnidaria; Anthozoa; Malacalcyonacea; Nephtheidae.